This is a messenger RNA of Gracilinanus agilis (Agile Gracile Mouse Opossum), 1997 nucleotides long. It is a transcript of the gene CEP63, whose product is annotated as centrosomal protein 63. The transcript has 12 exons. NCBI's taxonomy places the organism in Eukaryota, Metazoa, Chordata, Mammalia, Didelphimorphia, Didelphidae. The record is from RefSeq and is a predicted model, not a curated record. The coding region runs from base 23 to 1651 and encodes 542 amino acids. Gene Ontology annotation, cellular component: centriole. Gene Ontology annotation, biological process: de novo centriole assembly involved in multi-ciliated epithelial cell differentiation; centriole replication.
CCAAGGCAGAGGUGAUUUGGUCAUGGAGGCUUUGUUGGCAGGAAUGCAGAGUCGAGGGCAAGGAGGGGGUUUUUUGACAUCUUGUGAGGCAGAGCUACAGGAACUAAUGAAACAAAUUGACAUAAUGGUGGCUCAUAAGAAGUCUGAAUGGGAAGGUCAGACCCAGGCUUUAGAAACCUGCUUGGAUAUCCGACAACAAGAGCUUACCUCUCUUAGGAAUUUAUUGGAUCAAAAACACAAAGAGGUUGGGAUGUUGCAUCAGCAGAUGGAAGAGCUGGAUAAAACCAAGCAAGAAAUGGCUGUAGAAUACAAACAAGAAUUGAAGAAACUUCAGGAAGAACUAACGAAACUAAAGAAAGGCUAUGAAAAGCUUCAGAAAAAGCAGAUAAAAGAGUCCAGAGGUGGCAUCAAAAAUCAUAGGGAGGACUCAGCCGAAAUGGAGAGGUUAAAUGGCAAAAUAGAGGACUUCCGUCAGAAAUCACUAGAGUGGGAGAAACAGCGAUUGAUUUAUCAGCAACAGGUGGCAUCUCUGGAAGCACAAAGGAAAGCUUUGGCCGAACAGUCAGAUAUUAUUCAGGCUCAGCUCACCAAUCGGAAACAGAAACUAGAAUCUGUGGAGAUUUCCAGUCAGUCUGAAAUUCAGCACUUAACCAGUAAGCUAGAGAGGGCCAAUGAUACCAUAUGUGCCAAUGAAUUGGAAAUAGAGCGUCUCAACAUGAGGGUAAAUGAAUUGGUUGGAACCAACAUGACCAUCCUGAAGGAACAACAACGACUUGAAGAAGAACUGAGGCACUCUGAAAAUCUGUUACAGGUUCUACAAGAAGAAAAGAAGGAGUUGGAAGUAACUGUCCGAUCUCAAGAGGAUUUCAUCAAUGGUUCAAUGAUUCAGAAGGAGAAAUUACAGAAUAAAUUUACAAAUGUAUCCAAAAACUUACAUUCUACAGAUCUCAUCAGGUCACUGGAGGUCAGCCUUCAAGAAAAGGUUUCUUCCCCUAAAGGCCAGAUGAACCUAGAGAAUGUUUUUUCACUGUUGGAUUUUCCACAGACCAGUGAAGAACAUCUGCAGGCAGAGGUAUCUCGUCUUGAAGGCAGCUUGGGAUCUGUGAGUACAACAUGCAAACAGCUAAGCCAAGAGCUAGUGGAAAAACAUGAAGCGCUCAAGGUGAUGGAAGACUCUAACAACCAGUAUAAGAUGGAGAUUAAAAAACUAAAAGAGCAGAUAUUGCAGAAUGAGCAGACUUAUAAUUGUGCUCUUGAAGGAAUGAAAAUAGAAAUUUCCAAACUGAUGCGGGAGGUGCAUCAGCGUGAUAUAGCCAUUGCUUCAGUCAGUGGAACUAGCUCUGAAAUGGAACGACACCUCAGAUCUGAACUGGGAAAAGCAGAAACUAAAGCAAUGGACCAAAAGGAUAUUUUGACACAACUGGAAGCACUCAGGUUAGAAAAUAAACAACUUUCUGACACCUUGGAGGAUAUGGAAUCUGUACCUAUAGGGCGUCCCCUGUCAACAUCUCCCAUUAGUUCAAUAGCCUCAAGAUUUUUGGAAGAAGAGGAACUGCGGUCUCAACACAUCCUGAAACGUCUUGAUGCCCAUAUUGCUGAGCUGAAAAGAGAGAGUGAAAGGACAGUGAGACAGUUCACAGAUCUAAAGUAACUCAUGGUGUCAAGAACCUCCAAAUACAAUGACCUCAAAGAGUUUGUGUCCUCUCCAUUAGCUGAGCUUCCCAAAAUGUGAACAUAGCGUGAAGAUGAUAGCUCUGACUACCCCAGUGAAAGCAGUGGUGAAGAUACAACCCCUUCCUGGAAAGGAUGAUUCUUCCCUUGGGGCUGAUGGAUCAGAUAUGUGCUUUCUGUCUGGAGAACAGAAGAUCAUGUCUAGACUUCUUUGAUAGUCUUUUCUGUCCCAUGCAUAUUUAUUGUCAGAGAGAUUGUGGUGCUGUCCAGGUGUUAAUUCAAAAUGUGAAUAUGUCUGUAUAAUUUAAAAUAAAGAUUUUUUAAUG